CAUUCAUCGACAGUACUCGCAACCAAUCUCACGCUCAAGGAAAACACCACCACUCGCGCUCAAUUCGCUUUACUUCAACGCAGCCAUCAUAUUGAAACUUCCAUAGGAUAUGGAGCCCACAUCAGGAACAGGAGGGAGCGCAUCGGGAACAACACCGUCAGGAGUCUCAUCCCAUAGCACAACCGCCAGUUCAUCACAAUCUGCCACAGGAUCUCAUUCUACCGGUGCAACACAAUCCCCGAGCGCACCUGCUGCGAUCAGUCGCUCAGAGCAGAAGAAGGCCAAGGCUGUCAACGAUGCCAUUGACAAGUCGCUCCGCGCAGAUAAGGAGCGCCUUCAAAAAGAACGAGGCGCGAAACUACUGAUCCUUGGUCCUUCUGAAACGGGAAAGACGACGGUGCUUAAGCAGCUUAAAUUGCUGUACGGUCGCAAGGGUCUGGAUGCGGAACGCCAGACGUACAGGAGGGUAGUGCACUUGAAUACGAUGAAGGCCAUCCAGGCACUCUCAUACGGCCUCCAACGGACCAACAUUCCACUGGAGCAUGCCGAAAACAUUGCUCAUCUGGAGACGGUGAUGCGACUGGAGACCACAUUGAAGCGCUACUCGAUCACGUCCAUAGGCUUCACCAACCCGGCGAUCCCUCGCAAGAUCACAGAUGCGAAGGCUGAGACGGAUAUGUUUUUGGAGAUGGUGCCCGCGAUCAAGGCAUUGUGGGCCGACGGCGGAAUUCAGGAGACUUACAGAACUGUCACGAAUCUUAAUCUUCAGGAUUCAGCAAAAUAUUUCUUGGAUUCUGUAGAUCGGAUUGCAGAUCUGAACUAUGUGCCUACGGACGACGACAUUUUGCAGGCGCGCGUCAGGACGCUGGCUGUUUCUGAACAUCUUUUCAACAUUGAUGGGGUUACAUACAAGAUCUUCGAUGUGGGCGGUCAAAAAUCAUUACGAAAAUAUUGGGCACCGUACUUUGAUGACGUCAACGCUAUCAUCUUCAUGGUGGCCUUGUCUGCAUACGAUCAGCCGUGCGAGGACGAUGAGCGUCUGAACCGGUUAGAGGAGUGUAUGUCGCUGUUCAACUCGAUUGCGAACCACAAGCUGUUCGAGAUGACUUCAUUUUUGUUGUUCCUGAACAAGAUUGAUAUCUUUCAACAAAAACUCGAUGCCGGAUCGUUGGUCAGCACAUAUUUCCCAGACUAUCGGGGACCAAAUGACUAUAUGAACACGACCUUGUACUUCCAGCAGCGGUUCCUGCAACAGUGCAAGGAUACGGCCAAGCAGGUCUAUACCCAUUUCACACAUGCAACCGAUACGAAUCAGAUGAGAGUCAUCGUCGUGGCUGUGAACGCAAUCGUCCAGCGCUUGAAUCUCCGAAGCUCUGGACUCUUGUAGAGGACCGGUACCACUCAAAAACGACUGGAACCUAUCGGAUCAACCAGCCAAUUGACGAACCAGCAAAAGCAAUCGGACACACAAAAAACAAAAGAAGGCAAC
Messenger RNA from Gamsiella multidivaricata, 1489 nucleotides. Its product is annotated as guanine nucleotide binding protein, alpha subunit. The transcript is spliced from 6 exons. Gene Ontology annotation, biological process: adenylate cyclase-modulating G protein-coupled receptor signaling pathway. The coding region runs from base 110 to 1387 and encodes 425 amino acids. Gene Ontology annotation, cellular component: heterotrimeric G-protein complex. NCBI's taxonomy places the organism in Eukaryota, Fungi, Mortierellomycota, Mortierellomycetes, Mortierellales, Mortierellaceae. Gene Ontology annotation, molecular function: G-protein beta/gamma-subunit complex binding; GTPase activity; guanyl nucleotide binding. The record is from RefSeq and is a predicted model, not a curated record.